AUGUUAAGGAUCGACGAAUGGCUUAACCUAAUCGAGGAGUGUCUCGCUCACGAAGUUCAAGUGAUACGUGAGAAAGCAAUCAAGGCACUACCGCUAUUGUUCGACCAGUACUUGCGCGACGACACUCGCAUGUAUGGCGACAUAACGGCCAAGCAGAAACGCACACAACUUAUGGAGAGGUACUGCGAACAGCUGCAAUGCACUGGCGUUAAUGGACUUGUAAUUAGAAUGGGAUAUGCACGGGCUGUAGGUUCUCUACCCAAAUUCGUGCUAGCCGAACAUCUUCCUGUAGUUAUUAAAUCGCUCAUCGAAUGCACUAAAGUGACAGAAGCGACGUCUAAGUGGGCGGAGUCUAGACGUGACGCCGUUAUAGGAUUGACUGAAGUUUGUCAGACGCUGGGAGUUGUAGGAGGAGUGGAAAAGUAUGUUGAAGAAAUCGUGGAUGCGUUACUAGACUGCAUGUCGGAGUAUACGAUUGAUAUGAGAGGCGAUAUAGGCGCUUGGGUUCGAGAAGCAAGCAUGACCGGUUUGCUGUGCGUGUGCCGGCAGUGUGCCGCGGAGGCGCCGCAGCAGAACAGCGAGCGCGUUGUGCGCGGCGCGCUGUGCGGCGCAGCGCAGCAGGCCGUCGAGAAGAUCGACCGCACGCGCGCGCACGCCGGCCGCGUGUUCACCGCCUUCAUAUACAAUGACCCAGUUAUAACGAACAUUCCCCACCAUGACGCCUUAAAACGCAUCUUUCCCUACGAUGAAGUAGAACUCAGGCAACCGAAGGACGUCGUGGAGGACUUUGAGCAGACAACUGUCAGCGAGAACUCCAAUGUGGUGCUAUGGUUGUUCCCCGGACACACGAUGCCGCGAUUCGUACAGCUGCUCGGCUUUCCUACCUAUAGGUACAGCGUGAUAAAGGGAUUGAUCGUGAGUGGUGGGGAGCUGACUGAAAGUUUAGUGAAACAUACAACGCAGUCUCUGUACGCAUAUUUAAAUACUCUACAUGACGAUAAGGAUACGUUGAAAUCGAUCUGUGAUACGAUCAUCGAGGUAUUCGCGGAUAAUCUGCACGUGAAACGGAUCACCGGUCCUAUGUUCAACUUUUUAGACCGACUGCUUAGUUCAGGUUCUAUAUCACCAAUUUUAGAUGAUCCGGAGUCGACGUUUGCUGCUAAUAUAUUGAAAUAUCUACAAUUGGAGCUUCGCGGAGGGAAAAAUAUUUACAAACUUUUGGAUUCCAUCAAUGUUCUGUGUCAGUUAAUACAGGUGGGCGGCGCGGUGUGCGGCAAGGCACUGGGGCAGCUGGUGAUCUACCUGUGCUACACGGACCGCUACGUGCGACGUUGCGCGGCGGCGCGGCUCUACGAGGCGCUCACGCUCUACGGCGACGCCUGCGCCGCACCGCACGAUAACAUCGAACAGGUAAUGAAUAUACUUGCCGAAACAGAUUGGGAAAAAGACGUUGCCGAAUUGAGGCCCAUAAGGAACGAGUUGUGCGAUCUGAUGAACAUAAAGCGACCCGUGUUGAAACAAAAGGCCCCUUAG
Parnassius apollo (apollo) is the source of this 1533-nucleotide messenger RNA. The record is from the annotation of a GenBank genome assembly. Lineage: Eukaryota; Metazoa; Arthropoda; Insecta; Lepidoptera; Papilionidae.